UAGACAAAGAGAGGCGACGGGGUGUCCCUUCACCUUUACACCCGCACCGGAGAGCCAGCUCAAGCAGCGGAGACAGCAGACAAGGAGCGACGCAAAAGAAGCAAAGAAAAUGUCCAGAGAGCGAGUCUACUCUGCAGUCCGGAUCACAGCCAGCACCUUGUUUGCUCUGUCCAUUCUGGGCGCCAUCACCUGUACCUAUGUGAAAGGUUAUCAGUUCGGCUACACGGAGCAUUACCACCUGUCCUUUGGGCUCUAUGGGGCCUUUCUCACUCUCCAUCUCUUCAUCCAAAGUUUCUUCGCCUUCCUGGAGCACCGAAGAGUCAGGAAAGAGAACCGACCUAUCAAAUUCACCAAGUCAGUGGCUCUCUGCAUAGCGGCGUACCAGGAAGACCCUGACUACCUGAGAAAGUGCCUGGUGUCUGUGAAGCGCAUCGCCUACCCCAACCUGAAGGUGGUGAUGGUCAUUGACGGAAACCAGGAGGAGGACAUUUACAUGCUGGAGAUAUUCAAUGAGCUGAUGGGUGCCGAGAAUACCGCCUCCUAUAUCUGGCAGAGUAACUACCACCAGGAGGGGCCUGGAGAGACCACAUUCACCCACAACGAGGGCAAGAGCAGGGUGCAGCAAAUCGUCAGCCAGUCCACGUUCUCCUGCAUUAUGCAGAUGUGGGGAGGGAAGCGGGAGGUGAUGUACACAGCCUUUGCUGCCCUGGGAGACUCUGUGGAUUACAUACAGGUUUGUGACUCAGACACUGUGUUAGAUCCGGCCUGCACUGCAGAAAUGGUGAGAGUCCUGGAUGGAGACCCCAGUGUAGGGGGAGUGGGUGGCGACGUGCAGAUCCUGAACCAGUACGACUCCUGGAUCUCCUUCCUCAGCAGUGUGCGUUACUGGAUGGCCUUCAAUGUGGAGCGUGCCUGUCAGUCAUACUUUGGGUGUGUUCAGUGCAUCAGUGGCCCACUGGGCAUGUACCGUAAUUCUCUGCUGCGCAUCUUCCUGCAUGACUGGUACAGUCAACACUUCCUGGGCUCCAAGUGCAGCUUUGGAGACGACCGCCACCUCACCAACCGUGUGCUUAAUCUGGGCUUUAAGACCAAGUUCACGGCCCGUUCCCGGUGCUUGACUGAGACGCCGAGCCGCUACCUCCGCUGGCUCAACCAGCAGACGCGUUGGAGCAAGUCCUAUUUCCGUGAGUGGCUGUAUGGUGCACUCUGCUUCCACAAGCACCACCCCUGGAUGACCUACGAGGCCGUGGUCAGCGGCUUCUUUCCCUUCUUUCUGAUCAGCACCGUCAUGCAGCUGUUCUAUCGUGGACGGCUGUGGAACAUCCUGCUCUUCCUGUUGGCUGUGCAAGGGGUGGGGGUACUGAAGGCGGGCCUGGCCUGCCUGCUGCGUGGCUCAGCACACAUGCUCUUUCUGUCCCUCUACUCGUUGCUCUACAUGUCCAGCCUGUUGCCAGCCAAACUCUUUGCCCUGCUAACCAUCAACCGGCCUGGCUGGGGAACGUCGGGCCGCCGCAAGUUGGUGGUGAACCUGGUGGGAUUGCUGCCCGUCUCUGUUUGGUUUGGUGUGCUGACUGGGGGCCUGGCCUACACCAUCUACCAGGAGAGCCAGCGCCCACUGCCCGAUACUGAAAGGCCCUUCCUCAUUGCUGGCUCUGUUAUCUAUGCCUGCUACUGGCUGCUGCUACUUGUCCUCUACCUGGCCAUCGUGGCUAAGCCCUGCCGCCACAAGCAGCAGCAUUGCGACCUGGCCCUGCUGGAGGCUUGA
Messenger RNA from Mobula hypostoma (lesser devil ray), 1765 nucleotides. It is a transcript of the gene has3, whose product is annotated as hyaluronan synthase 3. The transcript is spliced from 4 exons. The record is from RefSeq and is a predicted model, not a curated record. Gene Ontology annotation, biological process: hyaluronan biosynthetic process; extracellular matrix assembly. The coding region runs from base 110 to 1765 and encodes 551 amino acids. Gene Ontology annotation, molecular function: hyaluronan synthase activity. Gene Ontology annotation, cellular component: plasma membrane. Lineage: Eukaryota; Metazoa; Chordata; Chondrichthyes; Myliobatiformes; Myliobatidae.